Molecule: messenger RNA, 3749 nt
Organism: Hemicordylus capensis (graceful crag lizard)
Lineage: Eukaryota; Metazoa; Chordata; Lepidosauria; Squamata; Cordylidae
Gene: PGM2
Product: phosphoglucomutase 2
Exons: 14
Coding region: 325-2151 (608 amino acids)
Biological process (GO): carbohydrate metabolic process; purine ribonucleoside salvage
Molecular function (GO): magnesium ion binding; phosphopentomutase activity
Source: RefSeq, a predicted model, not a curated record
GCGGGGUGGGGUGGGGGGGACGACGACUAUGUACACCGCACUGAACUUCUUGCAGGAAGGACAGGGUUAAACAUGUGCAGCAAUAGUGUGCUGGUUGCAUUGCAGCAACCAGUCUAUUGAGAAAGCUGCCUUCCCGCCCCUUUCCCGCCUCGGCAGCGUUUCUUUCUGCUCUCUCCACGUCCGGUGUCCGCCUUUUGAGGGGCGGGGAUGCCGCCGCUUGUCGCCGGGGCGGCGUGACUCGGAGGAGCCCGGAGGGAAGUCACGUUUCUACCGCGGCCACUUUCUGACUGGUCUACGUGUCAGUCGGUGGCGUGGAGGAAAAGGAUGGCUGCGGCAGCGGAGAAGGCGAAGCUGGCCCGGACGGCGGCCGAUCAGUGGCUGCUCUGGGAUAAGAAUCCCAAAACUUCAGAAAUGGUGAAGCAACUGAUUUCAAAAGGAAACACAGAAGAAUUUGAAAAAUGUUUUGGUUCACGAAUGGAAUUUGGGACUGCAGGACUCAGAGCAGCCAUGGGACCAGGAACAUCUCAGAUGAAUGAUUUGACGAUUAUCCAGACCACUCAGGGAUUCUGCAGGUACCUUGAAAAGAGCUUCUGUGAUCUUAAGGAAAGAGGAGUCGUAAUUGGUUUUGAUGCUCGGGCCCAUCCUUCCAGUGGAGGUAGCAGCAAAAGAUUUGCAAGGCUUGCUGCAACAACAUUCAUCAGUCAAGGUAUUCCUGUGUAUCUUUUUUCUGGUAUAACACCGACUCCUUUUGUGCCCUAUACAGUGACUCACCUGAAGCUUUCUGCUGGAAUUAUGAUUACUGCUUCCCACAACCCUAAACAAGACAAUGGAUACAAGGUUUAUUGGGAAAAUGGUGCUCAGAUAAUAUCACCUCAUGAUAAAGGAAUUGCUCAAGCAAUUGAAGAAAACCUAGAGCCAUGGCCUCAAGCUUGGGAUGACAGCCUGAUUGAUAAAAAUUCCCUUCUCCAUGACCCUUAUGCCUCUAUCAACAAGGACUAUUUUAAAGACAUACAGAGGCACUGCUUUCACAGGAAUAUAAACAAGGAGACAAAGCUGAAAUUUGUCCAUACUUCUGUGCACGGUGUAGGCCAUGAAUUUGUGCAGUCAGCCUUUAAGGCAUUUGACUUUAGUCCUCCAUAUGCUGUUCCUGAACAGAAGGAGCCUGAUCCAGAAUUUCCAACAGUAAAAUACCCAAAUCCUGAGGAGGGUAAAGGCGUUCUGACACUAUCUUUUGCUUUGGCUGAGAAAGAAGGAGCUCGAAUUGUUUUAGCCAAUGACCCAGAUGCGGAUCGGCUUGCUGUUGCAGAGAAACAAGAAAGUGGAGAAUGGAAAGUGUUUUCUGGCAACGAAUUGGGAGCACUACUUGGCUGGUGGAUCUUCAGUUGCUGGAAGAAGCAGAAUCAGGAUCCUGGAGCCAUUAAAGAGAUCUACAUGCUGUCUAGUACCGUCUCCUCCAAAAUCUUAAGAGCAAUUGCACUUAAAGAAGGCUUUCACUUUGAGGAAACAUUAACAGGAUUCAAAUGGAUGGGAAAUCGAGCCAAGCAGCUUAUAGACCAAGGAAAAACAGUCUUAUUUGCCUUUGAAGAAGCCAUUGGAUAUAUGUGCAGUCCUGUGGUCUUGGAUAAAGAUGGAGUCAGUGCUGCAGUCAUAACUGCAGAGAUGUCUGGUUUUUUGGCAACCAAGAACUUGUCUUUAUCUCAGCAGUUGAAAGCCAUUUACAAUGAUUAUGGCUACCAUGUUACCAAAGCUUCAUAUUUCAUCUGUCAUGAUCAGAAUACAAUUAAUGUGCUGUUUGAGAAGCUUAGAAAUUAUGAUGGGAAAAAUACUUAUCCAAAGACCUGUGGGAAAUUUACAGUUUCUGGAGUAAGAGAUCUAACCACUGGCUAUGAUAGUAACCAGCCUGAUAAAAAAGCUGUGCUUCCCACCAGUAAAAGCAGCCAAAUGAUAACAUUUACAUUUAAUAAUGGAGGUGUGGCUACCAUGCGAACCAGUGGAACGGAACCCAAAAUCAAAUACUACGCUGAGCUUUGUGUACCUCCUGGAAACAGUGAUUUUGAAAAGCUGAAGAAAGUACUGGAUGAACUGGCCAAUGCUAUUGAAAAACAUUUUUUUGAACCAGAGAAGAAUAUGCUUCAGCCCAAGCCAGAAUGAUCAAGCUAUCAUCAUCUCAGUCCGAACGUUUGUGUGUGUGUGUACACAAUGUUUUUUGUCAUGCAAAAUUGGAUAAUAUAUAUAAAGAGCAGCUGUUUUAUUAAAGAACCAAGACUUCACAAAUUUGGCUAUAAUUUAGCCUCGUUGAGAAGUAUUUGUUCAUGUUUCUUCUGUCGUGCAUACAGUUGUUUUCAGAGAGCGAAGAUGUCUUCCUGGGUGGAUGCUUCUUCAACUAACAAUUUAUUGGUGGAACUUAAUUUUGUUCACACUGGGAGCUUCCCAUGCCUUAGAACAAAAUGAAUUGCAGGAAGUGCUCGGAGGGAGCAAGAUAGAAAUUCCAUUUUACAAGUUGUUGUAUAACAUUCCAUUGCAUGAACUCUGUCACUUUUUCAAAUCAACUCCCAUCCCCCACCUAUCAUGCUUCCUGCUCUUGGAACUUUUUAAUAUCUUCACAACCAUCUGACCUUUUCUGUUGGUGCAUUUAAAAGUCUGUUAAAAAGUUGCCUCUUCACUCAGGCAUCCUCAAACUGAUCUAUCUCUUCUGUUUUUAAUGCUCUGCUUCUCUUUUCUUCCAUGUCUGAUCUCAAAUUGUGUGUGUGUGUGUCUGUACUGAUUUAUAUACAGUGCUUAACGAUGUGGUAGGUACUCUAGAAAUACUAAUAACUGAUAUAGGGAUCUGGUUUAAUGGAACUGGAUGCAAUAAAUCAGCAUUUCUGAGACAAUUCACAGUGCACAGGUUGCUUGUCAUAGUUCUGACUCUUGAGAUUGUAACAAAACAGUACAUCAUUCAAUAAUUGUGUACUUCAGUGGCAACACAUGUUUGUCUGGAUUUAGCUUUAAAAGAUGCACAUACCUGUAACUAUGGGAUGCUGCUAACCUGUUCAGGAAUUCUAGUAACAUGAGACAAUUAUUAAAUCAGUUUUCUCGUGUGCUUUGAUCAGAUCCUUUGUAAGUCAUUGGUUCUACAAGUGGUGGUCUAUGCAUUUUGCUCUGCCAGGUUGGAGUUUCAACCUACGAUAUAUCUUGUUGGAACCAAGUGAUAACUUCAGGAGAGCUGCUCCCUACAGUUUGAGCUGCUUGAAGUGUUCUGGUUCACUUAACAGUAUACUAACAUUUUUGUUGUACAAGAGAAAAUAUGAAAAUUAUGAAGUGCACAACUAUUUUAAGGAUAAUAUAUUAUUCAUUCUGUAAAAAUGACAACUUCCCUUCCUGAAAUCCUGGAGUUGUAAUUAGGACCCUAGGAUUUCAGGAAGGAAAAUCGUGAUAUUUACCAUUUAUUUCUUGACUUCUAACUUGAAUGACAAAUCAGGUGGAGCUUGUGCAGUUUUUCUUCAAUGGAACUAGAAAUUUUGGGACCCUGUUCUGAUAUUAAAACCAUGCAUGGAUGGCAAGUUAAAAACAUAACCUAUCCAUAACAGGUGUAGCAUCUGUGUACUUACUGUAAUUCACUUGAUUGCGUGUUGAGUAACUGUGUUGUCUUGCUUGAUAUGCCCCUGAAUUUCCCACUCAGUUGUAUUUGGAAGCCUGAAAUAUUGUAUAAUCCUUCAUUUAUUAAGUGCUGCAAAAUUAUUAAACACUGUCCAGUGCUUUAUACUAUC